Molecule: messenger RNA, 967 nt
Organism: Cucurbita moschata (crookneck pumpkin)
Lineage: Eukaryota; Viridiplantae; Streptophyta; Magnoliopsida; Cucurbitales; Cucurbitaceae
Exons: 3
Coding region: 150-485 (111 amino acids)
Source: RefSeq, a predicted model, not a curated record
GAAGGCGGACCAAGUCGAUCAACAGAGCCCAUUAACACCGAAGGGAAGGGUUCGAAAUCGAUCCUCGAAGAACAAACACAGCUUCUGAUGAAUCUUCCAAAGCAGCCGCAGCCAGUUUGAUCUCGUUCUGGCCGUUCCAUAUUUCCGCAAUGGCAGGACACGAUUCAGGCGAUGGAGAAGUAUCUUCAGCACAAGCAGUUUUGCUCGGAGCCUUAGCCCCUGGGGUCAACGGUCCUACAUGGACUACGCUUAAGUCGGCGUUUCUGAUGCUGGGUCUGUGUCUUGUCCUGAUGCUUAGCCUUGCAUUCUCUGCCAGUGAUUCUUGGUUGAUUCUUCAUGUUACGUUCCUAGUGGUUAUAACUGCGACCCUUUUCUUGCUCCUUAACUGGUUUCUUUCCGAGACUGGCUUGGUUUCAGUAAAAAAUCAAAUGGAAGAACUACAGAUGUCGCCGAAGAGUCAAGAUAAAAGCGAAAAGAACGAAUGAUCAUUACGAACUUUAUUACUCAAUAAACCAAGACAUCAAAUGGGUAUGCCUUAGGAGACUCAAACAAACAGAUAAAGACAGCAAUCACGGUACGUCGUCGUGAUCGAUAGGUAUUAUAAAUCUUCCAUUAUUCGAAGAGGGGAGAAAAACCCGAACUUAUUUUCAGAAGAAACACUUGCAAUGGUAACUUCAUUCAUGCUUUGAUUCAUCCUCCUUGUGCUUUCCUUUCUUCUGCUUGAUGGAACAGAAGCAUGAACAGCAUGGUAACUGUAAAAAGAACUUCAUUGCUUGUUGUGUUUGAUGUGGAAGUUAGGAGAGCAAGACUUGAUUUAUAUAUGCAGAGACGUAUAGAGCCUUUUCUUUUGGUGUGUUUAUUCCUUAUAUCUUUGGGGAUGCUAUUCUCGUUUCUUACAGAUAAGAAGAUGCUUAGCCUUGCUGAGCCACUUUCCUGAAACUUGUGGAAUCUGAGAUUAUUUUGUUGA